Sesamum indicum (sesame) is the source of this 1260-nucleotide messenger RNA. Its product is annotated as rac-like GTP-binding protein 5. The record is from RefSeq and is a predicted model, not a curated record. Lineage: Eukaryota; Viridiplantae; Streptophyta; Magnoliopsida; Lamiales; Pedaliaceae. Gene Ontology annotation, molecular function: GTP binding; GTPase activity. Gene Ontology annotation, biological process: small GTPase-mediated signal transduction.
CAACAAGGAAAGAAGCCAAAAUUUAAAAUUCAAUCAUAAGUUUCUACUUUCUCUUUCUAAAUCCUUACUCUCUCUCUACUCAGUCCAGCUGAUAGAGAUAGAGAGACUCUUACCUCACUCUGCCCCUCAAUUUUAACUAACAAUCAAUGCAGUUGUUGGGUUAGGUGCUGCUUGAUUAUUCACGCAUACGCAAUUUUCUAAGUAGCUGGAUUAGCAACUCCAUACUUUUGUCUAGGAUUGUUCAUUUGGUUUGCUUGGAGGGAAAUUCCAACUAACUAAAGCUGAGAUAAGUAGUUCGCCGGUUGCAGAGCUGUCGCCGGCUACCAGAUGAGCGCGUCCAGGUUCAUAAAGUGCGUCACCGUCGGCGACGGAGCUGUGGGUAAAACUUGCUUACUCAUUUCCUACACCAGCAACACAUUUCCCACGGAUUACGUCCCAACUGUAUUUGACAAUUUUAGUGCCAACGUUGUGGUGGAUGGGAGCACUGUCAAUCUAGGGUUGUGGGAUACUGCCGGCCAGGAGGAUUACAAUAGAUUAAGACCGCUAAGCUACCGUGGGGCUGAUGUCUUUAUACUUGCAUUCUCCCUGAUUAGCAAGGCUAGUUAUGAGAAUAUCCCCAAGAAGUGGAUUCCUGAAUUGAGGCAUUAUGCUCCUGGAGUUCCAAUAAUUCUUGUCGGGACAAAGCUCGAUCUCCGGGAGGAUAAACAGUUCUUCAUAGACCACCCUGGAGCUGUGCCCAUCUCAACUGCACAGGGAGAGGAGCUGAGGAAGUUAAUUGGUGCAGCUGCCUACAUUGAAUGUAGUGCAAAGACACAACAGAAUGUGAAGGCUGUCUUUGAUGCAGCUAUUAAGGUUGUUCUGCAGCCACCUAAGCAGAAGAAGAGAAAGAAGAAAAAGGGUCAAAAAGCCUGCAGUAUAUUGUGACUGAUUAAGAAAUGCCAAGAGAAGAGAUGAAGUUACAGGUUACUCUUACCAUGUCACUUUUCAUACCUUUGAAUUCACCGCCCCACCCUUGAGGGUGCAAUAACCUUUAGUUAUAGUCUUGACUGACUGUACUUGGGAGCUCUCUUAAAGCAUCAAAAAGUUGGUUUCCCCAUUCUCAGCCUUAGUUUGAGAUGUAUAUCUGUGAUCGAGACAUGUGAUGAUAUGGUUGUACGAUUUGUGAUUGUGUAAGAUCUUGUGCAUACACAAAGCUGUUGUUGUAUCGACAUUCUAUAACUGAGUUAGGUUAUUGAAAGAGCUGGAGAAGUUUAUCUAGAA